AUGCUGGUCGGCGGGAGCGCGCGGGUCACGAGUUCCAGCCCAGUGCGUGGUUUCCUCCAGAUUGCCCUGAACAAGGUGGCCGUGCUGCUGCUGGCUGGCGGGCAGGGUACCCGCCUGGGCGUCACCUACCCCAAGGGCAUGUACCAGGUGGGGCUGCCCAGCGGGAAAACACUGUACCAGCUGCAGGCCGAGCGGAUCCGGCGCGUGGAGCAGCUGGCUGGCGAGCGCCACGGAACCCGCUGCACCGUGCCUUGGUACAUCAUGACCAGCGAGUUUACGCUGGGACCCACGGCAAAAUUCUUCAAGGAGCAUGACUUCUUUCACCUGGACCCUGCCAACGUGGUCCUGUUCGAACAACGCAUGCUUCCCGCUGUGACCUUCGAGGGCAAGGCCAUCUUGGAGCGGAAAGACAAGGUUGCCAUGGCCCCAGAUGGUAACGGGGGUCUGUACCGUGCUCUGGCGGAUCACCAGGUCCUAGAAGACAUGGAGCGUCGGGGAGUAGAGUUCGUGCAUGUGUACUGUGUGGACAACAUCUUGGUGAAGCUGGCCGAUCCAGUCUUCAUCGGCUUCUGCGUGCUGCGGGGCGCCGACUGUGGCGCCAAGGUGGUGGAAAAAGCCUAUGCCGAGGAGCCUGUGGGCCUGGUGUGCCAGGUGGAUGGUGUCCCCCAGGUGGUGGAGUACAGCGAAAUCAGCCCUGAGACUGCAGGGCUUCGUCGGGCCGACGGAGGCCUGCUCUACAGUAUGGGCAACAUCUGCAACCAUUUCUUCACCCGAGGCUUCCUGCAGAGGGUUACCAGGGAAUUUGAGCCUUUGCUGAAACCACAUGUGGCUGUGAAGAAGGUCCCAUACGUGGACGAGGAGGGAAAUCUGGUAAAGCCGCUAAAACCGAAUGGGAUAAAGAUGGAGAAGUUUGUGUUUGAUGUGUUCCAGUUUGCUAAGAACUUUGUCGCCUUUGACGUAUCUCGAGAGGAAGAGUUUUCCCCGCUGAAAAACGCUGACACAGCUGCCAGGGACAACCGCUGCACUGCCAGGCGGGCCCUGCUGACGCAGCACUACCAGUGGGCGCUGCUGGCUGGGGCCCAGUUCCUGGAUGCAUACGGGGCCCAGCUUCCUGAGCAGCCUGUCUUGCCCCAAAAUGAAGACCCUCCUGCCAUUUGUGAGAUAUCACCCUUAGUAUCUUAUUCUGGAGAGGAUUUGGAAGCCUAUCUGAGAGGCCGCAAGCUCUGGUCCCCGUUCAUCCUGGAUGAGGACCAGGCCAGGGUGCUGAGGUCCCAGGAGGCCUGACCUGCUCCCAGACCGGCCAGCUGGUGGGCCUCAGGGUGGGACAAAGCUCUGGCCCUGCUCCAGAUGUGCAUCUCCAACCUGCAAAACAAGGGAACUGGCCGGCUUACCCCCACAAGGGUGGGAGCUCUUCCACCACUCAGACUCGAGUGAUAGCCAGUCUGCUGUGGGCCCUUCGGCUGCAUUUCUGACUGAGACAACUGAAAGGCAGAGGGUUUGGGGAGUGGGAGUGGGCGAGAGGAGGCUACGUGGUCUGAGAGGAGCUGCAGAAGGGAAGCCAGCCCUGGUGUUUCACGGGCCCCAUGCUCCCUGAGGAGGAUAAGAAGGUGCACAGUCCCAGCAGCCCGGGAAAGGCACUGGUUCUGGAUCUCAGAUCCACUGGGAAGAGGGUGAUGGUCUCACCUGCAUGCCCAGCUGAGGCCACAGGAGGUGCCCAAUUCUCUGGGCUGCCCUGUAGGAGCCCGCCCUGCCUCUCCAGGUUUCUCCCAAGGACCCAGCCUCUCAACUACUGGCAGGCAGUUUGCUGAAUUCAAGGGCUUUCCCCAAGGACCUGAGAGACCAGUAUGGGGACCACCUGGCUGAUUUGGUUUUCAACCCCUCGGGGUCCUUCCCUCAUCCAUCUGCCUGCAGCUUUUGACAAAUCUUGGCACUCUAGGUCUUCCCAAGCUCCCUGUGCUGGAUGUGCAGCAUCAGUAUUUGGUGCCCUGCACCUGGACCAUGCUCUGUCUUCUCUUCUGGUGCAGCCGCUCUGAGGGGCGGCACCUCUUCACCUGUGUUCCCUGAGAAGACACUGGCACUCCCCUUCCCACUGAAGUAAGAAUAGCUACAGAUACUAAGUCAUGGCCACCUGACCCCAAGCCACAGCCCUUCCCCAUUUGGGACUGUUUGUGCCCAUCCAGAAAGGGUGUUGGCCAGAAGGGUGGGUCCAUCCAGUGGCCAGGAGGCCCUGAGCCCAGACUAGGGGCAGUGGCAGGCCCAUGCUAGCCACAACCUGACCAUCACCUAGGCUCUGCCAGGAGCAUGGGCCUCGGAGGAAACCGUGUUCCACAGCACCCUUCUCAGUGGAUUCCAGGCACGCAAAGGGGUUGCACCAACUAGGUCGGCCUGGCCUGGGUCCACCCCCUACCUGUUCUUCAGGGCCUAAGAGCAAGCUCUUUACAUGGGAGUGCGGUGAGGGGAUGCUUAGAUUAGACCUUUCCACAACGGCCAGCUGAUCCCAAGUGACCGUCACAGUCGCCCAUUUAUCUUUCAUGAUAACGUGACAUCAAACCCAGGACAGACGAGACGGCUCCAGUGCUCCCAGGCGGCGCUCGCGGUUCACACUCCCAACACCGCCUCGGCGAUGCACAGCGAACCCCACCUGCAGAGCUCUCCUUCAGGCCACCCCUUCACACUAACACCGCCAUCCCUGACCCCACAGCGUCCAGAGAAACAGACUUAGAGAUCGCCCAUCUGAUCUUCACUCCCACAGAUGGACCCUCGGAAUAAACUCGGGAGCCCUGGCUGACCCUCUCUGGCGGGUGCAGUUGCUCAGGAUCCCAUGGGUGGCGGGGACUGGGCACCCUGGCAGGCCCGGGAAACCCCUCGUGCUCGUGGUCACGGGGACGCGAGGCCACCUUCACGCGCACCUCGGGUGCCGCGGUCUCCCUGGGACUCGAGCAGCGGCGUCCGCGGGCCUCA
This is a messenger RNA of Fukomys damarensis (Damara mole-rat), 2961 nucleotides long. It is a transcript of the gene Uap1l1, whose product is annotated as UDP-N-acetylglucosamine pyrophosphorylase 1 like 1. The record is from RefSeq and is a predicted model, not a curated record. Lineage: Eukaryota; Metazoa; Chordata; Mammalia; Rodentia; Bathyergidae. The transcript is spliced from 9 exons. Bases 1 to 1284 code for a protein of 427 amino acids. Gene Ontology annotation, molecular function: UDP-N-acetylglucosamine diphosphorylase activity. Gene Ontology annotation, biological process: UDP-N-acetylglucosamine biosynthetic process.